Messenger RNA from Colletotrichum abscissum, 855 nucleotides. Its product is annotated as TRI15. The record is from RefSeq and is a predicted model, not a curated record. Gene Ontology annotation, cellular component: preribosome, large subunit precursor. The transcript is spliced from 2 exons. Lineage: Eukaryota; Fungi; Ascomycota; Sordariomycetes; Glomerellales; Glomerellaceae. Bases 1 to 855 code for a protein of 284 amino acids. Gene Ontology annotation, biological process: ribosomal large subunit biogenesis.
AUGUCAGAACUAUCGGUCUCGCGGUCGAUCCCCGUCGCCGAACUCGAGAACGCCACUGAAUUUCUCAGCAAAAGACUUCAAGAGGCAUCUCUUUCAAAAUCAGACACAGAUGAACAUGACACUGAAUCAUCCGGCGAAGACACUUCGCCCCAGGACAUCUUCAACCCCAGCCACAUGCUGCACAUGCAGAAGCGCCAUGGGCUCUCUAUUCCAAAUCUCGAAAGUCUGAUAGUAGACCUGGAGACGUUGAUCAAAUACUGUCAUCUCGUCAUGGUCGAGUACAAGGAGUGUCUUUACUGCAGCUCCGUCAGGAACACAGCCCAGGCCGUCCGGCAGCACAUGACGGGCAAGUCACACUGUCGGAUCGACAUUGGCAAGCCAGACUCAGAAUUUAGAGACUUUUAUGAUCUCGGCUCUAGUUGUGGCAGAGACAGCGAGGACAAUUUUGGAUGCUGGCGUUUCGCCGACUCGGACGAAGACAGCAGAGAGUUGGCAUCUGGAAAGGUCGUAUCAAACCGAAAUAGGAAGAAAGCUAAAAAUCACCGGAAGUCUACUCAAGGCCAGAGGAAAUCCAGCGACUCACUGCUGGUUGGUAAAAGUUCACUAAGAGAAGACGCAUCGACAGCCUUGACAGCAAGUGGUGAUAGCAAGAAGGGCCUGACGGCAGCAGCCGUCAAGCGGAACGGAAUUUUCGAGAAGCAAUUAGCCACGCUUCGCCCAGCCGAUCGACAGGUCUUGUCGCACUUGCCGCUCCCACAACAGAGGGCUGUGGUAGCCAAGGCGAAGAAACAGCAAGAGACUUGGAACAGCGAGCAGGUGGCGCAGAAGAUGAAGAUUCAAAUGAAGGCCAGAUAA